Molecule: messenger RNA, 3173 nt
Organism: Ipomoea triloba (trilobed morning glory)
Lineage: Eukaryota; Viridiplantae; Streptophyta; Magnoliopsida; Solanales; Convolvulaceae
Exons: 11
Coding region: 527-2848 (773 amino acids)
Biological process (GO): DNA repair; DNA-templated DNA replication
Cellular component (GO): DNA replication factor C complex; nucleus
Molecular function (GO): DNA clamp loader activity; DNA binding
Source: RefSeq, a predicted model, not a curated record
CGCCAGAAUAAUUGGCGCGCUUUCUCCUCGACGAUUCCCAUGGAAGUCACUGCCAACAACUUCUUAGUAUACCAACGUAGCUGUCGAUUGUCGUGUUUCCUAACUCUCUCUGAACACAACUGGAUAUUGCUGCUAAAGUGCUAAUACAUACCACUCCAAGCCAAACACUCUCGUCGUCUUCAUCGAUGGCAUCGCUUCGACAAAAUCGCCGCUCCCAAAUCCGCCACCUUGCUCGAUGCCAUAGUUCUCAUCAUAUCCUUCUUGUCCCCAUUGCCAACACCUCCCAAUUAGCCAUAAAUUUCUGGCCUUUCCGUAUAAUUAUCAUCACCGGCUGCAUUUCUCAGGCUGGUUCGAGAAUUUCUUCAACAAAAACUCGCAAUCAGUACUCGAGGGUCGAAUUUCUCAUGCUGAUUUGAGAAUUUCUUCAGAAAAACUCAUAACCAGUACUCGAGGGUCGAAUUUCUCAGGCUGGUUUGAGAAUUUCUUGAGCAAAACUCGCAGUCAGUAGUUGAGGGUCGAAAAAAAAAUGGAGGAUGUGAAUAUGCCGCGGUAUAGUAAGCAAACGCAGGCCCAGAUUUCGUCUGCGAUGAGGCAAAGAAGAAGCGGUUACGAGCCGUCCGAUGCGGAAACGGAUUGGCCGGAAAGUCCGGCGCGGGAAACGAUAAAAAACGGCGAGGAUACCAGCAGUUUUGAAGCUGAAAAAGCUUUCAAUCUCAGCCACCGGCACGCGGUGAUUCUCCGCCGUGAAACGGCGGCUUCCCCCAUUAAAGCUCCUGUACUGACUAGCCCUCCUCGGAGAAGGCCUAGCAAGUCGCCGUAUAGACCACGCGCCGCCGUUGACGGUGAUGUUCAUAAUCCCCAUAAUACCCUUCACCGUAGCUCUAAUAGAAAUGUUAGCCCUUUUUCUAAAUCUGAGAAUAGGAGGUGGGCAGGGGGGGAGGGUAAUGUUCUUGAUAGUGAAUUCUUUUCAAAAUCUGAACAAAGGAGAAGGAAUAAUAGAGGGAAUGAUUUUCUUGAAAAUGGAACUGUUUUAAGCCCAUAUAGAAAGCAUCAGAAUAAUCAAAUCAAAGUUAAUGAGUUUGGUAGGGCAAAUGAGAAAUCGAAUUUGAGUCGUAGGACUAAUUCGGCUCCUAGAGGAUCAUAUUCAUACCACAAGUAUGAUCACAAGGGGGAGAGAAUAAGAAAAAUGGAGAGGAUAACAGCAACACCCUCCCCAUUGCCAAGGACCUUAAGGGAAACUCCCACCAAGAACAGACCUUCUGUUGGAGAAAUCAAUGAAAUGGUAGGAAAUGCCACGAUUUCGACAACUCCUGCCGGGAACAAUCCUAUGUUUGACAGCACGGGUUCAAUCUCCCCGGGCGAUAUUUUCUUUUCUCGCGAGUAUGCAGCUUUCACAAUGCAGAAGAUUACCUUCCCCAAGACUGGUUUUGCCAGCCCCGUUGACAGCAGAUAUGGUGCAAGGCCUGUUGUGUUCACUGAUAACGGGAAUCUUGAUUCCCUAGACAGAACAGGUUCUGGAAGGCGGAUUUCGUCAAGUAAUUCGAAUUUGAGCUCUGGUGUGAGUAGGCAGAGUAGUAAUCUAAGUGGGAGUACGACCAUGAGUGAGAAAAAGUUCGCAGCGAAUAGACAAAAGAGUCAACGGGCAGAAGGAUUGUUUUCGUGUAUCAAGAGGGGAUAUUGCAGGAGAUCAAGUAGAGAGUCUCCAGAGCGAAGGAGACCAGCUGAUGAAGCUUUGUUUAUCGAGAAGGCGUCUGUAGUUGAGAGCCUGAGACAGUUUUGGGCUGAUAAACAUCGACCUGUUUCGUUGGAUGGAUUUAGUUGCCACAAACAAGAAGCUUUGCUACUUAAACGACUAGCAGCUGAUGAAACGUUAUCGCACAUCUUGCUCAAGGGACCUCCAGGUUCUGGGAAGAAAACAUUAGCGAUGGCUCUUCUACACGAAGUCUACGGGGAUUCCAUUAGCAAUAUAUCACACGAUGUGAGAUACUUCUACGUUCAGGAAACUAAUAAGCCAGUGCAAGUAGUUGUUCCUGUAACCUCGAGUCCUCACCACGUUGAGCUCAAUGUUCAUUUGGAGCGUAAUUCUAGAUAUGCGUUAAUGGCUUUAGUCAAGAAUAUUAGCACUGAAUAUGCAGCUAUCCCGGAGAUCAGCAAGGCUAACAUGAAGGCAGAUUAUAAAGUACUUGUUCUUUAUGAUGUGGAUAAGGCCACGGAGAACAUACAGCACUUAAUAAAAUGGAUCAUGGAUUGUUAUUCGGACUCUUGCAAGCUUGUUCUAUGCUGUGAAGAUGACACGACCAUUGUUGAAUCAGUAAAGAACAGCUGUAAAGUUGUUAAGGUUGAAGCUCCCGUGACUCAUGAAGUCAUGGAAGUUCUGAUUCAGAUUGCGAGAAAAGAAGGUCUUGAACUACCCAUGAGCUUUGCUGCUAAGAUAGCGGCCAAAUCAAAGCAAAACCUGAGCCAAGCAAUUAUGGCUCUUGAAGCCUGCAAUGCACACAAUUAUCCUUUCACCGAGGACCAACCAAUUCCACUGGGAUGGGAAUUGGCCGUACUAGAAAUGGCUGCAGAAAUUCUUGCCGAUCCUUCACCUAAAAGAGUGUUUAGCAUUCGGGGAAAGCUCCAAAAACUUUUGCUGGAGUUUGUGCACCCAAAGUUGAUUCUGCUGAAGCUAGUUGAACAAUUUCUAAGAAGGAUUGAUCCUAGUUUGAGAAGACAAGUUUAUUACUGGAAUGCAUAUUAUGAGAAACGACUGCCAACCGGAACAAGUGCUUUACUGAAAUUAGAAGAAUUUGUGGCCAAAUUUAUGAGCAUAUACAGAAAAAGCUGUGGGAGUCAAUAUGCCCAAUAGUACAUAGAGGAAAGAUGCAGUGCAGGGAAAUAAUGGCUGGAUGCCUUCAUCAGCUCCACCCCAUUUCUCCUGUGAGAGUUGCUGUUGUCUGAUUGAUGUUAAAAAGAAUCCAGAAUGCAGCAUCAGAUCAGAUUGAAUACAGAUUCUAAGUACACAUCCAUCUUAAGAUGUUUCUUCCCUUCUUUUCCUUGUUGAGAUGUGGCAGAGCAUAUUUGAGGGAAAAUGUAUGUGGAAUUGCAUAACAUAUAAAUCCAUUGGUGUUCAAUAGGAGCUUUUCAAAGGUUUGAGGUUUUGGUCUAAUAAUAACACCUUCCUAUAUUUAUAA